Carlito syrichta (Philippine tarsier) is the source of this 789-nucleotide messenger RNA. RefSeq names its product interleukin-1 receptor accessory protein-like 1. NCBI's taxonomy places the organism in Eukaryota, Metazoa, Chordata, Mammalia, Primates, Tarsiidae. Gene Ontology annotation, biological process: negative regulation of exocytosis. Bases 1 to 789 code for a protein of 262 amino acids. The record is from RefSeq and is a predicted model, not a curated record. The transcript is spliced from 4 exons.
AUGCAGCAGUCAUUGACAGGAAUUAUGACAAUAGCUCGGACACUGAUGAUGUUCACCACAUUUCCAACAUAUGUAUUUACUCUAGGUAGUGCCUCAAUACAGCCCUUUAAUAAAAAUCUCACACCCAAAUUUGCUGAUGGCUGCACUGAUUGGUCUGUUGAUAUCAAGAAAUAUCAAGUUUUGGUAGGAGAGCCUGUUCGAAUCAAAUGUGCACUCUUUUAUGGCUAUAUCAGAGCAAAUUAUUCCCUUGCCCAAAGUGCUGGGCUCAGUCUGAUGUGGUACAAAAGUUCUGGUCCUGGAGAUUUUGAAGAGCCAAUAGCCUUUGAUGGAAGUAGAAUGAGCAAAGAAGAAGACUCCAUUUGGUUCCGGCCAACAUUGCUACAGGACAGUGGUCUCUACGCCUGUGUUAUCAGAAACUCUACUUACUGCAUGAAAGUAUCCAUCUCACUGACAGUGGGUGAAAAUGACACCGGACUCUGCUACAAUUCCAAGAUGAAAUACUUUGAGAAAGCUGAACUUAGCAAAAGCAAGGAAAUUUCGUGCCGUGACAUAGAGGAUUUUUUACUACCAACCAGAGAACCUGAAAUUCUUUGGUAUAAGGAAUGUAGGACAAAAUCAUGGAGGCCAAGUAUUGUAUUCAAAAGAGACACCCUGCUUAUAAGAGAAGUUAGAGAAGAUGACAUUGGAAAUUAUACCUGUGAAUUAAAAUACGGAGGCUUUGUUGUGAGAAGAACUACUGAAUUAACUGUUACAGGUAACCACAGUCUUCAAUAUUUAAUUUUCAACUAA